Periconia digitata is the source of this 2244-nucleotide messenger RNA. The record is from the annotation of a GenBank genome assembly. NCBI's taxonomy places the organism in Eukaryota, Fungi, Ascomycota, Dothideomycetes, Pleosporales, Periconiaceae.
AUGGAAGAAGAUUUGAGUUCUACCAGCCAUGGCGAAACAACUCUUGAUGGUGAUAUUGACUACCACAGCGAUUUCAAUGGCAACACAAUCCAAACUACGUCCAGCAAUGACUCGGGUGAACAAGCGCCUCCCGUGCAGUCGAAUGCAACCACGAUUUACUUCAGUAGUCCACCGUACGAGAACUUUUUCUAUUCGGAUCCCAACAUCGCUGCUCACGUGGUAGUCACCAGUCCAGUACCAGGUAGUGACCUUCGAUUCGUGGGACCACGGGUGGUUGUUGCUUGGCCGGGAGGCAAUAGCGGGGCCUGUAUGUUCUUCGAACCCAAGGAUGGGAAAAAUGGGAGCCUCGCCGUCAAACUCAUCAAUUCCACGGUCGGGUCACCUCUUGCCCCCAUUUACAAUCAUAAGGAUGAUGGUUACCCGGACGUGGGAAUUGAGGGAGUUCUAGCCUUCAAUUCUACGGCCGUUUUAUCACUAUCUAUAUUGGGCUCAGUUCGAUCUAUCCGUGACUUCACUGAAGGGCCGAGUCUUCUCCAUCCUAUGCUUCAGAAAGGGAUCCACGUCGAAAAAGUUGGAUCUGACGGCGUUUCUAUAUCGAGGCUCUGGCUUGACAACGUUACCACAACAACCCUCACACUCGUGCCAAAGGGCUCAGGGAAUGUAAAAAUAAAGGGCAAGAAAAUAAUACUUGGGGCGGGAAAAUACCUUUUGUCGGCUUGCUACAAUUAUCCUCAACUUCGUCAACUCAGCCUGGAUGAUGUACUGAAAGACAAGAGCUUACUUGAUCAGCGACCAAAAGAAUCCAAAUCCCUACACUUCUUGUCAUAUCAAGAGAAGAUGUUGGCAGGUUCAUGGCGCUUUCUCACCUACUUCGGUCGGGAUGAUAUGCUUUCAACGUUGAUUCUUCUUCCCGCCCUAUCCGACACCGUCAUUGAGGCUGUUAUUGGCUCGGUCCUGGAAAGAAUCAAUCGCACCGACGGUAGCGCUUGCCACGAAGAGACUAUCGGCGACUACGCUACCUUUUUGAAUUUACAGGAGGGCGUUGCUUCUACAGCCUUCCGAUGUGACUACAGCAUGGUCGACACAGAUUACUUCGUCCCAAUCCUGAUGCAUGCGUACUUUCACGGGCACAGAGCAGGUUCAGAACGUCUAGAAGCUUUGCUUAAGACGCCCGCAGGCAAGGUGGAUGUAGAUAACAAAGGUCUAACCUGGGGUGACCUGUUCAUCAUGCUCGCAAGAAAGAUAAUGAACGAAACAGGUACUUUCGCAGCAAUUGGUGGCCAAAGGCGACACAAUCUCAUUCAUCUCAAAGAAGGCCAUGAAACAGGCCAAUGGCGCGAUUCCGUCUACGGUCUCGGUGGUGGUCGUAUUCCUUUUGACGUCAACGUUGCACUGGCUCCCGCAGCUUUACGAUCUAUCGCUUCGCUGGCCAAAGUCUUCGGCGCUGUUGCUGUUGGGGAGUACGCGCGAGACUGGUCGGUGAUUGCCGAUCAGUAUGCUCGUGUGUGGGAGGAUAACACGUUAGAGUUCUUUAGAGUCGUACUCCCUGAACUCACUGCUCGCGAUCGACUAGAAAAUUUCGUUCAAAACAAUGCUUUCUACCAUGGUCCAUCGCAUUCCGAGCUCAUCGACGCAGAUGUGUCGUAUCACGCUCUGGCUUUGGAGGGAAACAAUGACCUUGACACAGUUUCGGUAAUGAAUACUGAUGCUUGUUGUCGCAUUUUGUUUCUGAACGGAACAAACCAGCAUCGAUUGACCAAAUAUCUUAACGCGACCGCCCUGUCGGUAUUACGACCAUUCCCGGCGGGUUUGAUGACGCAUGUCGGCCUGGUUGUCGCAAACCCGGCUUUUUCGGAUAGCAAAGCCAUAUUGCAAAAUUUCACCAAUUCCGCCUACCACGGAGCAGUUGUCUGGAGCUGGCAACUGGUGACAAUGCUGAGGGGACUGGAGAAACAAUUAGGCCGAUGUUCUGCCGAAUACGGCAUACCCGAUUUUUGUAACGAUGAAACUGUUUACCAGAACGUCAAAGCCGCUUACAAUGCCGUGUGGGAUAGCCUCCAGGAGUGCGAUGAUUUCCUGGAGGAUGAAGUAUGGAGUUGGCAAUACACAGAUGGCAAAUUUGUACACACGCCGUUAGGAAGUCUACCACCUCCACCUGGUGUUUCUGGGACUGUGGAGAGCGAUGUGGUUCAGUUGUGGAGUCUGACGUUCCUAGCCUUGAAGAGAGAUGAGCAGCUCAGGUGA